UAACAAUCCGGCUUAUAGGUUUAAUAAAGUGACGAUCGGUAGUUUAUACGGGUAUUAAUUAAGCUUUGUUUUGUUGCUAUUUAGAAAUAUUAUUUCGAUUAUCCAGAUGUAUCGUAAAACUCAAUGUGCAAUUUUUAACAGUAUUAAAAAAACAAGUAAACAACAGUUUUUACGAAAUUAUUCCAAUUAUUCCGGUGAAAUUAAUGUUGGAGAAGAGGUUAUGCUUGCUAUAAACAGUAGAAAACCUGUUGUAGCUCUCGAAUCUACCAUAAUAACCCAUGGAAUGCCAUUUCCUGAUAAUGCAAAAUGUGCAUUAGAAGUAGAAAGAAUUGUUAGAGCUCAGGGCGCCGUACCAGCGACGAUAGGUAUUCUUGGCGGUAAAGUAAAAGUUGGUUUAAGUGAAAAGGAAAUUGAACGAUUAGCUGAAUCAAAAAAUGCCGUUAAAGUGUCGAGGAGGGACUUUGGACAUGCAAUUAGUAAUAAAAAAGAUGGCGGCACAACUGUCGCGGGAACAUUAAUUGUCGCAGAAAAGGUCAACAUUCCCAUAUUUGCAACUGGAGGUAUUGGUGGCGUUCAUAGGGAAGCUGAAGCAACUUUUGAUAUUUCGGCUGAUUUAGUAGAACUUGGACGUAAUCCUACAGCAGUUAUCUCCAGUGGCGUUAAAUCGAUUCUAGAUAUCCCUAAAACCCUGGAAUACUUGGAAACGCAAGGUGUCCUAGUUACUUCCUUCGGUAAUUCAACACAGUUUCCCGCUUUUUAUAGUAGACUUAGCGGGUGCAGUUCGCCCUACAGUGUUAAGGACGCAGUGGAAGCUGCAAAUUUACUUAAAUCUCAUCUGGACAUGAACCUGGGAUCAGGCUUGUUAAUAGCAGUCCCUAUUCCUGAGGAGUAUGCUAUAAACGAGGAGGAAAUUGAAACUGCUAUAAAAGCUGCUUUAAAUGAUGCCUCUGAAAAAGGUAUAAAAGGCAAAUUGAUCACACCGUUCCUCUUGGAACGAAUUGCAGUUAUAACGAGGGGACGAUCGUUAAUUGCGAAUGUUGCUUUAAUAAAAAACAAUGCGCGUGUGGCCGCGGAUAUUGCAGUGCAGUAUAACAAACUUAUUUAUGACAGUAAAAGUGAAAGUGAUGGCUUUGCUGAUAAUGGACGUCAAGUAAACGAUUCAAAGGGACCGGUGAUUGUGGGUGGUUCCGUUGUGGAUUGCUGUGCAACGCUGAAGAGUUCGGAGUUAGUGGUAGAUGGAAGAACACAGGAAGCAAAAUUUCGUAUAAGUGCGGGGGGUGUUGGUAGAAAUAUAUGCGAAGCUCUUGAGAAACUAGGAACAAUUCCCACAUUCAUAUCUGCUGUUGGCGAUGAUGAUCGCGGAGACUUCCUUCUUUCUUCCAUUGGCAAAAAGUCACGGUUGUAUGUGCCUAAAUUGAAAAACCAAAGGACCUCGCAGUUUAUUGUAGUUCUAGACAAUAAUGGAGAAUGUAAACUUCUUCUCGGAGAUGGGGACAUACAUAAAUUAAUAACUCCAAAAAUGGUACUGGACGCUGAAAAAAUAAUAAAGGAAUCUCCAUUGAUCGUUUUUGAUGGAAAUUUAUCAAGAGAAACAGUUUCCACCCUCUUACAUUUAGCUGAGAAGCACAAUAUCCCUGGUGAGUAAUAUUUAUGCACUAUAUUAUUUUUCUAAGACAACUAAAGCAUAAACAACAUGAUUUGCUUUAUGAGCACUUGUAACGCCCACAGCAAGUAUUUAAUUAAAUUACAUAAUUUUUAGUAAGUUAGAAUUAA
This is a messenger RNA of Agrilus planipennis (emerald ash borer), 1773 nucleotides long. Its product is annotated as pseudouridine-5'-phosphate glycosidase. The coding region runs from base 107 to 1645 and encodes 512 amino acids. NCBI's taxonomy places the organism in Eukaryota, Metazoa, Arthropoda, Insecta, Coleoptera, Buprestidae. The record is from RefSeq and is a predicted model, not a curated record. The transcript has 8 exons. Gene Ontology annotation, molecular function: pseudouridylate synthase activity.